AUACUACAGGCCUGGUAUUGCAAUUACCUCUUUCACUUCUUGCUUUAUUUUGCUCUAAUUACUUGUUGCUAGGUAUAUGUAACCAAGGUCGCUCUAUUUGUGUUAAUGCCUCCACUAGGAUUUAAACUUGUCUACUUACUAGUCCAAUUCGGUGAAUCCGAAUUAACGCUGAGUCAGUUUUCUUUGUGAUGUUUUUGAUGGCUUUGAAAUAGGAAUUUCCAUUAAACAACAAUGAGUAAACCCACCUUUGCCUAUUUCGCCUAUGGGAGUAACCUGCUGAAGGAACGCCUUUUACUCAGAAAUCCAACUGCUGUGUUUCGGUCUAUUGCAAAGCUAGAGGAUUACAAAUUAGACUUUGAGGCGAUUACGGAUCCUAACCUCUCAAGAUGGCAUGGUGGUGUUGCUAACAUCGUGGAGAAACCUGGAGAUAGUUUGUGGGGUGCUGUAUGGGAACUAGAUAACAAGGACCUUCCCAAUCUGGACAAACAAGAAGAUAUCUAUAAAGGGUUUGAUGUGAAGGUCUGUUAUCCUGGUGGUCAGAAAGUCAUCUGUCGUACGUACAAAAUUGAUAAAAAAGGCAACCCAAUGUAUGACAAGAGGCCAUCUCCACAUUACAAGGAUGUUAUCAUACGAGGAGCACGGGAGCUACAACUACCUAAUGAUUAUCUAGACUUCCUACAAAAAAUUCCAGAUAAUGGUUAUCAAGGAAGAGUUCCCAUUUACGAGGAGGUGAUGAAAAAGCUUGGGGCAAAAUUAUAGAGACGUAAUGUUUGACUGUGUUGAGAUUUGCCAAAAUAAAAAGGAAACCUGACAACUUCAACGCCGAGGAGUUCUUCCACAGUGACGACGACGACUUCUGGGGUUUCGAGAAACGCUAUUAAACCGGCCUGCUAUGUAUUAAGACUUUCUGAUAAACGAUCCAUAAUCAAUAAAACGUCUGAUUAUUUAUUUUAUGUAAUAUUCUUGUACAUGUUAUUUAUUGUUAUUUUGUAAAUAAAAUGUAGAAUGAAAA
Ylistrum balloti is the source of this 1012-nucleotide messenger RNA. Its product is annotated as gamma-glutamylcyclotransferase-like. Gene Ontology annotation, molecular function: gamma-glutamylcyclotransferase activity. The record is from RefSeq and is a predicted model, not a curated record. The transcript is spliced from 5 exons. NCBI's taxonomy places the organism in Eukaryota, Metazoa, Mollusca, Bivalvia, Pectinida, Pectinidae. The coding region runs from base 232 to 759 and encodes 175 amino acids.